Hirundo rustica (Barn swallow) is the source of this 1804-nucleotide messenger RNA. RefSeq names its product platelet derived growth factor C (gene PDGFC). The record is from RefSeq and is a predicted model, not a curated record. Gene Ontology annotation, biological process: positive regulation of phosphatidylinositol 3-kinase/protein kinase B signal transduction; positive regulation of ERK1 and ERK2 cascade; positive regulation of cell migration. Lineage: Eukaryota; Metazoa; Chordata; Aves; Passeriformes; Hirundinidae. Gene Ontology annotation, cellular component: membrane. The transcript has 6 exons. The coding region runs from base 258 to 1295 and encodes 345 amino acids. Gene Ontology annotation, molecular function: growth factor activity; platelet-derived growth factor receptor binding.
GGGAGGAAAAAAAAAAGAAAAAAAGAAAAAAAACGCCAAAGCAAAACAAAACCUGGAGACACAGAAAAGGGCUCUAGGAAAAAGUUUUGGAUGGGAUUAUGUGGAAACUACCCUGCAAUUCUCCGCUGCCAGAGCAGGCUCAGUGCUGCCUUCUCCCCAGCGGCGCAGCCCGCGCCGGGCGCCGCUGAGAGACGCCCGGGCCUCGGUGCCGCGCCGCCAGUGCCUGCUGUGCCGGAGCCCCUCGCCCCGCCGGCCCAAUGCUCCUCCUCGGGCUGCUCCUGCUGACAUCUGCCCUGGCCGGCCGGUGGCAGGGGGCCGUCGCCGAGUCCGAUCUCAGCAGCAAGUUCUCCUUCUCCGGCGCCAAGGAGCAGAACGGUGUGCAGGACCCUCACCAUGAGAAGAUAAUUACUGUGACUACUAAUGGGAGUAUUCACAGCCCCAAGUUUCCACACACAUACCCCCGCAACACUGUGCUAGUGUGGAGAUUAGUAGCACUUGAUGAAAACGUAUGGAUACAACUUACUUUUGAUGAAAGAUUUGGGCUUGAGGACCCAGAAGAUGAUAUUUGCAAGUAUGACUUCGUAGAAGUUGAAGAGCCAAGUGAUGGCACUGUUUUGGGGCGCUGGUGUGGUUCCAGUACUGUGCCAAGCAGACAAAUCUCCAAAGGAAACCAGAUCAGAAUAAGAUUUGUGUCUGAUGAAUAUUUUCCUUCUGAACCUGGAUUCUGCAUCCAUUAUACACUUCUUAUGCCACACCACACAGAAGCCCCCAGCCCAUCGCUGCUCCCCCCAUCAGCCUUGCCCUUGGAUGUUUUAAACAAUGCCGUCGCUGGAUUUAGCACUGUGGAAGAGCUUAUCCGCUAUCUUGAACCAGAUCGGUGGCAACUGGAUUUGGAAGAUUUGUACAGGCCAACGUGGCAACUUCUUGGGAAAGCAUACAUUCAUGGGAGGAAGUCAAGAGUGGUGGAUCUGAACCUCCUGAAGGAGGAGGUGCGGCUGUAUAGUUGCACCCCACGCAACUUCUCGGUGUCUCUGAGGGAGGAGCUGAAGAGAACAGACACCAUCUUCUGGCCUCUGUGUCUGCUGGUGAAACGAUGUGGUGGAAACUGUGCCUGUUGUCAGCAGAGCUGCAAUGAGUGCCAAUGUGUGCCAACAAAAGUCACCAAAAAAUACCAUGAGGUUCUUCAGCUGAAGCCACGGAUCGGUGUCCGGGGAUUGCAUAAAUCAUUGACAGAUGUACCCUUGGAACACCACGAGGAGUGUGACUGUGUGUGCAAAGGGAAUACUGAAGGAUAAACAUGAUUUAAUUGUGCUGUUUUCUUUCAAAGCACAUUCACUCAAUGGCUGAUUCUAUUAUGGGGCUUGUGCAUUAUCUCCUUCUGUAAUCUCAGUUGUUUGCUUUGGGGAUCUUCCGUCUUGAAGAUACAGAGCUCUAAAAAGAGGAGAAGCCAAACUGGGAUUAUAUGUUGUGUGACAGCUGUUUGGAGGCCCAGUGAAAGGAUGGGAGAAAGGCAUCAAUGAGGGAUUUAAAAUGUAUGUAUUGUUGUCCCCCACAAUAUUCUUGGCAAUACAUGGAUUUAUAAUUUAGGAGUAAAAAAUUAGAUUUAGAAGGCUGACAUCAUGGAGACUUGAUCCUGCUGGCUGUCUCAUUUCUACAGCUCAAGUACAUCUGGCCUCUGGUUGGGAACACCUGAAAUCUUUCUGUGUUCAGCUACUCCUACGUACUCUAAAUCAAAGUGUUCUCUGUUGUAUAAACUUGGGUUAAAACAGACUGUCUUUUUCCGAAUUAAAUUUAAUUUGUCUAA